Messenger RNA from Strigops habroptila (Kakapo), 6237 nucleotides. It is a transcript of the gene MTMR10, whose product is annotated as myotubularin related protein 10. Lineage: Eukaryota; Metazoa; Chordata; Aves; Psittaciformes; Psittacidae. The record is from RefSeq and is a predicted model, not a curated record. The coding region runs from base 207 to 2504 and encodes 765 amino acids. The transcript is spliced from 16 exons.
GGCAGGAGGGUGCGCUGGGGCCGCCUCCGCCACCGCCCGCCGGUGCCGCCGCCGUGUGACUGGAAGCGCGCAGCCCCGAGCGGCCGCGGGGCGCCGGGCCUGAGCCGGCGGGCGUCGGCACCCUGCCCCCGCGGGACGGGGCCUGCUGGGCCCGGCCCGGCCCGCCGCUCCCUCCCCGCCCGCCGGGGUCCCUGCCGGCAGCGACGAUGUUUUCUCUCAAGCAGCCCAAACCCACCUUCAAGUCCUACCUUCUGCCGCUGCCUCAGGCUGAAGACCAUAUAGCAUCAGAACCAAGGAUUAAAAAACUGGAACCAGUACUUUUGCCAGGUGAAAUUGUGGUAAAUGAAGUAAAUUUUGUGAGAAAAUGCAUUGCAACAGAUACAAGUCAGUAUGACCUGUGGGGCAAACUGGUUUGCACUAACUUCAAGAUUUCCUUCAUUACGGAUGACCCAAUGCCACUACAGAAAUUCCAUUAUAAAAACCUCCUCCUUGGUGAACACGAUGUCCCACUAACAUGCAUUGAGCAGAUUGUCACAGUGAAUGACACCAAGAGGAAGCAGAAGGUCCUUGGUCCCAACCAAAAACUUAAAUUUAAUCCAACUGAAUUAAUAAUUUAUUGCAAAGACUUCCGUAUUGUCAGAUUUCGUUUUGAUGAAGCGGGUCCCGAAAGCGCAAAAAAGGUGUGCCUUGCAAUAGCCCAUUAUUCUCAGCCAACAGAUCUUCAGCUUCUCUUUGCAUUUGAGUAUGUUGGGGAAAUAUAUCAUAAUCCAGCAAAGAAGGUGAAUGGAAUAGAUCCAGGAGGUGGUGGUGCCAGUGGUCAGCAGACACCUUUGUUUGAAACUUACUCUGAUUGGGAUAGAGAAAUCAAAAGGACAGGUGCAUCAGAGUGGAGAGUUUGUUCAGUCAAUGAAGGUUAUAUGAUAUCUACUUGCCUUCCAGAAUAUUUUGUGGUUCCAUCUUCUUUAGCAGAUCAAGACCUUAAGCUAUACUCCUACUCUUUUAUUGGGAGACGAAUGCCAUUAUGGUCCUGGAAUCAUCCUAACGGGAGUGCCCUUGUUAGGAUGGCCAACAUUAAAGAUGUUUUGCAACAAAGAAGAAUUGAUCAAAGGAUUUGUAAUGCGAUAACUCGAAGCCAUCCCCUGAGAAGUGACGUUUAUAAAUCUGAUCUGGACAAGAGUCUCCCCAACAUCCAGGAAAUCCAGGCUGCACAUGUCAAACUCAAACAGCUGUGUGUUAAUGAGCCUUUUGAAGAAACUGAAGAGAAGUGGCUAUCCUCACUGGAAAAUACUCACUGGUUAGAGUACAUUAGAUCCUUUCUUAAACAUUCUGCUGAGCUUGUAUAUAUGAUGGAGUGCAAGCAUGUUUCUGUAGUUCUACAAGAGGAAGAGGGCCGGGACCUGAGCUGUCUUGCUGCUUCGCUCAUUCAAGUCAUGCUGGAUCCCUAUUUUCGAACAAUUGUUGGAUUUCAAAGCCUAAUACAGAAGGAAUGGGUCAUGGCAGGAUAUCAGUUUUUAGAUAGGUGUAACCACUUAAAGAGAUCUGACAAAGAGUCUCCUUUGUUCUUGAUGUUUCUUGACUGUGUUUGGCAGCUGCUAGAACAAUACCCAGCAGCCUUCGAGUUUUCCGAAAUUUACUUGACUGUACUGUACGACAGCGCACGUGUAUCACUGUUUGGCACUUUCCUCUUCAACUGUCCUCAUCAGCGAGUAAAGGAAAGCACUGAGUUUGCCAUAAGCAAAAAUAUUCAGCUGGGUGAUGAGAAAGGCCUCAGAUUUCCUUGUGUUUGGGACUGGUCUCUUCAGUUUACAAACAGGGAUCGCCUGCUCUUCCACAACCCUCUGUACAUUGGAAAGAGUGCACCUUGUGUACAGAAUGGAGCCGUGAAGACUUUUAAACGCUCAAAGAAAAACUACAGCUCCACAUUGCGAGGUGCACCCCCAGCAUUAAAGAAUGGCAUCAUCAGUGAGCAAGAGUUCCUUCCAAGAAGAAAUUCUCUGAUACUAAAACUGAAACCGGACUUUCUCCAGCACACAGAGAGUCCGACUGGCAGUAUGGAACAGUACUUCAGAGACUGGUUUGCAAAGCCUGUUGAUUUGCACGGCGUGAUCCUACCCCGUGUCUCUGGAACACAAAUAAAACUGUGGAAACUGUGCUACUUCCGCUGGGUUCCUGAGGCCCAGAUUAAUCGUGGUGGCUCCAUCACUGCUUUCCAUAAAGUGUCUUUGCUGGCAGAUGAGGUAGACAUGUUAAACCGGAAUCUUCGGCAGUACAAAAGCAACUCUUCUUUGCACAGCAGCUGCUUGGAACUGGAUCAAAGCAGGAUGUACUUCAGAGCAAAUAGUUUAAAUGACACCUCUGGGGCCCCAGACUUUCUCUCCUCCUCAUUCCCAUUUUCUCCUGUAGGGAACCUCUGCAGACGGAGCAUUCUGGGAACACCUUUAAGCAAAUUUUUAAGUGGUGCCAAAAUCUGGCUAUCCACUGAGACGCUUGCAAAUGAAGACUGAGAUGUUGUGAUGGUUUAAAGGUGUAGGGAAAAUAGAGCCUAUCACUUUGUCUUUUCUAAGUUAACACUGCUAAAUGCGGCAUUGAAAGCUGUAAUAAUUUUUAUAUACAAACAUUACGUAAGUUUUGCACAGAUAUUUAAAAGCAAAGCAGUCAUGCUUCAGAUCGCACAUGUUUGUCUUCAGUAGUUCUCACCUGCUAGGGCUGCUGGUCCUGAAUUCCUUCUGUGGUUUUGUGGUUUGGCUCAUUCUAAGCGGUGGAGCGCUUCAUUAGCUAACAGAAGGGCUUGAUGUGGUCAUGCAUGAGGGUUCUGCUCAACAGAUCUUUCUUCCCAGAUAGUGACUGAUGUGACUGCAGUGUCAACAGCUCGGCAGGUCAGAGAGUUCAGUGCAGGGGACACAGACUGACAGCUGAAACCUGGGAACAGACUAUUUUAUCAGAUUGCCUCUUCACGAAGAACACUUCCAUGUGGACAUACAUACAUACAUACAUACCCACUAACAUUCUGUGGCUUGGCUACCCUACAUAGGUGUUAAUGCAGUGGGUAUCCAGGGGUUAUGUACUCCCUUUUCUUUCUCUCCCCAAAAUGUAUUCAUUAACAAUUACUCAGAUUUGUGGUCUUUCUCAUGAGCUUGACUUUAGAUUAUAGGAAUCAACUUCAGGGCGAUGCACUGUUAACCUUAAAACAUUUACUGUAGAUCUGGUAUUGUAGUAGUUUUAGAAGUGCCUUUAAUUGGGAGGAGACAGCAGCAAGGUUACUCUAAUGCAGCUGAUGACUCUCCCCCCCAACUUUUUACAGUGGGUUGAUAAGGUAAGUUUUUGUUCCAUCCCCCACUUUCCCCUACCCUUUUCUGGAAAUAACAGAAAGGCAGCUUCUUCAGCAGGUUUUUCCUCUUAAAGGUUAAGCUCUUUUUUUAUAUAAGCACCUCCGAUACUGAACAUUAAAUCCCUGCCGACCCUCUCCUCAUUUUGUGGUAGGACGGAGUUGCUUUCAGCAGAAUUCAUACUGAAACCCUGUUGGGUUCCAGGAAGGAGGACAGGCUCCAAGUGGAGCUGUUGUCACUUGUAAGCAGGUGCUGGUGAAGAGUGGUUGGUGGUGCCUUCUUUUUGCAUACAUGCAUGUCCAUAUGGCCAACGCAAUGGGCAAACACUGUUCGAGGGAAUUAAGUAAGUCCAACAGCCUCCUCUUUGCUCUAAAACCUUUUAAAUGAUACCUUUCCCCUGGAUGCGAUGCCAGAAAAACCCCUCAAGUUUCAUAGGGAGAAAAGCAAGAGUGUAAAGUAUGCUGGGGAGUGGUGGACCAGCAGUGCUGUAUUUUGUGUUACCUGAUUUCUGUGUAAAGCACAAAUGCUAUUGAACCAACACUGAGCUUCCAUUCAGGUGUUGACUCACAAGUUAAGGCACUGAAGGCCUUACAUGAUAGACUAGAAGCUAUUCUCAGCUAUCAGGGGGAAACAGAGAGGCUGUAUGAUGAUAAUACACAGUAUGUUAGAGUUAAAAAAAAGGCUCUUCCUUUGUAAACCCAGACUGGUCUGCAGUGCAGCCUGAACUGCAGUGUGGGUUUUGGACGGCUAAGAUUGCUCAAGUAUUUAUUUUAGAGGAUGUGCAUCUGGAGUGGCCACAGAGGUGCAAGCUUUGUGCUAGAGAAGCCCAGUGCCUGCAGGACCCUGCUUCCCUGGGGCUAAAAGCAACCUGCCCUGCAGAGCUGCAAGGGCACCAGGUUUGGCAGCGGGUGAACGGCAGGUUCGUGGGGAAGGGGAGGGAGCAACUUCCUUUUUAACCAACCAACCCCCCAAAAUUCUUCUCUAUGCAAAGCAGCUGUGUGUGCACAUCUGCAUGUGGACACACACACAUAUAUGUUACAACAUAAUGCCACGUUGCUUCUGAUCAACUGUUUGCGAGGAAAAACCAUGUAUUUGCCUCAAUUGCCUAAAUAUGCUGCAAGAUGGUCUGAGCAUGUAAAAUGGUCCACAAACCAGUUGUUCAUUUACAAGCUUGCUGGAGCAGUCACCUACUUGUUCAAGUCAUCAUUGAACUGUUGGUAUUAGUUUGCUUUUGUGAUUUACACACACACACACACCCCCCGCCCCCCCCCUAUUAGCUUACUGCUUUCCCUGGCCUGAUACUUGACAUAAAAGACCUCAAUGUGUGUGCUCAGUGUCUUUUGGUACCAGUUUUUUCUUUUUAAAAUCACAGUUAAAAAUAUGGACUCUUUUUCUUCUCCCCCUCCCCCCCCUUCCUUAAAACUUCUUUGGUUUAAAGGUACCAAAACUGUGUAAAUAAACUACUCCUCACAAGCAGCUGGUGGAAUAUAAAAAUAAAAUGAAUGUUCAUAGGCUAGUACCCUUUGGGGGAAAUGGGUACUCUAUUGAAACAGGACUGUCUUUUGUAAGAGAUUUCAGACAUUUUUUGCAUUUCAGUUCUAAGAUGUGUACAGAUGCUGCAGAUGGUCUGUGUAUUUUAUAUAUAGAGUAUGGGAGGGGGAUAAAAAUAAUAUGCCUUUAUAAUAAACAAAACCUGUCUAAAUAUCAAUUUACCAAAUAAUAGACUUAUAAAGAAAUUUUACACAGUUCAAAAACAGAGGAGUUUGAGGAGCAGAGGCCAUGAUGGCCACAAGCUGGGGGGGACAGGGAGGAUGGGGAGCUGUCUGCCUUGCUUUGGGAAUGGGCACCAGAUCCUGCUUCCCAGAGUCUGAGCCACUGCCCGUGCCUGUGUGUGUGCUCCUCCUCUGAAGUUAAACAGCUUGACUUCUUUGAAUUUACUUACUGAAAGACAGGUACUAGACGUUAAUUCUCCAAUCUGCACAGUUGCCUUAUCAAUAGUCACUAGGGACUGCUCUGAACCGAUCUGUGAUAACUUUCAAAAGCAAUUCUGGUGUGUGAGUAUGUAUCUUUAACUUCCCUGUACAGAGUACUGACACACAAAUGUAUAUAUAUAUAUGUGUGUAUAUAUGUACACGUGUUCAAAUUGUAAUUUUUGUUCACCAUUUAAUGCUACAUACUGUUAAUGCCAUCCUGGUGUUGCAAGAGUAGAACAACUACUAAGAAGCUUCUCUUUUUUGUCUGUGUGUCGAAAACGUGCACUAUUUUGGCUGUUACUGGCUGUUCUAUCAUGACCUUUGUACUACACUGUAAACCACGUGGGGGGAUACAGAACACUGAUUAAAGUGUCCCUCCAGUGUCAUUAAUUACUGCAAGAUAGAGCUAAUUGUAGACUGCAUUGUCAUGGUAGUGCAGCUUUUUUUCACCAUGUUCUGCCAUGCAUCAGAGACACUGCUUUCAUUCCAGAAAUGCAUUGCGAAUUGUGUGUUGGUGUGUGUAUGUAUGCCCAGGCCUGCACGUGUGUUCACUGUGCGCUGCCUGCAAUACCACUCUGAUAUCAAAUGCCUUGUAUCUUUAAUGAAAAUGUAGCAAGUGGGGCAAAGGUUUUGGUAACUCUCAGAUGGAAAGACAUUAAGACCAAAAAAUUUCUAACAUUUAAGCAAAGGACAAAAAUCUUCAAUUUGCCUCUAACAUAAGAGACAGAAAUCUGUACCUCAGCUCGCUCUAGGCAGUAGGUUCCUAAUGCUGUUGCUGUGAUGGUUUAGAGUUCACUAUUUCAACUGAAAACUAAAACCUUUGUGCCUGAUAAUGAUUUAUUGAGUAAAGUAGCAGUGCCAGGAAGAUUAUAAAAUCCUGAUGCUGACUUGUGAAUGUGAAUUAAAUUAGACUAAAUAAAAGUUCAUACCUUUCCACA